UUUAUGAAGACUUAUUCAUAAAUACCUAAGACAGUAUUUAUUCCCUUAUUAAGUAGCGUUUCUUGGUUAUUUUAUAUUUUUAGCAACACAGUGAUAAUGCUUGGAAACAUCGAUAACCGUUCUUUAUUUUUGACAAUAGUGUUUGGCAAAAACUGCCAACACACCCCGCGUGUUGGCAAGGAAAAGUCUUGUUUUGCUGAUAGUGAUUCGAUUGAUGAUUAUUAAGUAUGAAGGGCGUCCCGCUUUCUAGAUCUUUGCAUUCUUUGGCGAAGAUCCUAUACUAGUGCGCUAGCGCCGCGUGCAUGGUAUGUCCCCAUAACAAAUACCGUGAAAUACCGUCAAAAGCAUUUUUGGGCAGCGCCUACGCGUUAUACGGCGGAUCUUUGUUGUUGAGUACGGUGUCUUUGCAAGCAUGCCUUUGUGUCAAUGAACAAGGUAGUGUUAUGCCUAACACGAGGUCAAGGCCCACGUCAUGAGGCUAGGCCAGGAAUCUGGAAUGUGUGGCCCUGAUGCCAUGGUUAUACCAUACAUACUGUGCAAAUAAUAACCGGUACCUUGCACUUCCAUUGCAGUUGCUAGUACUACUACUAGAGUAACACGAUCAUGGAAAAACUGCGCCUAAUCGGAAAAAGUGGAGCAUGCCUACUGUCGAGAUCUCUGACGCAACGAUACAAGAUGUCUAGUGCCACGCCUCUCUUGUUAACUCAGCAGAAACGCAACUACGCUGACCCUGGGAAAUACAUCCAAGUUGAGAGAGACACUGACCAUGAAGAAAUUGCUGUUGUGACGAUGAUGAAGAAUCCACGGAACAGCAUGACUAAAGAUUUCAUGACGGAGAUGAACACCACGUUGGAGAAACUGGAGAAUGACAGCAGCUGCCGUGGCGUUAUCCUGACAUCAUCCAUUCACGGUUUUUUCUCGUCGGGUCUCGAUGCCCCUGAGAUGUACCAGAAGUCACCGGAGUACAUCAGUGCCUUCUGGAGGUCUGUCCAGGAUCUCUGGAUGAGACUGUACGGAUCUCGGUUGGUGACUGUAGCUGCCAUCAAUGGCUAUUGCGCUGCCGGGGCGUUGAUGAUGGCAUUGAGUUGUGACUACAGAGUCUUGGCUGCGGGCAACGUCAAAAUAGGUCUCUAUGCUGUAAACCUGGGUAUAGUCUCUCCAUUCUGGUUCAAAGAGUUGUUGGUUAAAACCUGCGGCGAGAGACAAGCGGAGAUGAUAUUACAACUCGCCAACCUCUUCACACCAGAGCAGGCGUUGAAGAUCGGUAUGGUGGAUGAGGUCGUACCCGUGGAAGAUGUCGUCAACAAGGCUCGGGAAGAACUGGUGAAAUGGCUGAUGGUACCAGAUGGUGCGAGAGUCAUCACCAAGGGGAUGUGCCGGGGUCCGCUCGUGGAGAAAGUACGGGCCAAGCAGGAGGAGGAGAUUGCCACCUUCACCGAGUUUAUCAACAAGGAUGCUGUCCAGAACGCUAUUGGGCGGCUUAUGGCAACAAUUAAAGACGGUGGGAUCGCCAAGUUCAUCGAGUCUGUCAAGUCCACCUAUCGUUGCAGGAUGGAGAAACUGCGUGCAAUCGGAAAAAGUGGAGCAUGCCUGCUGUCGAGAUCUCGGAGUGCAUCACAAGUAUACAAGAGGUCUGGUGCCACGCCUCUCUUGUUAACUCAACAGAAACGCUACUACGCUGACCCUGGCAAAUACAUCCAGGUGGAGAGAGACACUGACCAUGAAGACAUUGCCAUUGUGAGGAUGAACAAGAAAGCCAACAGUCUGUGCAGGGACUUCAUGAGAGAGUUGAUCAUCACGCUGGAAAAACUUGAAAAUAACCAGAGCUACCGAGGGGCCAUUCUGACUUCUGCCCAGCCAGGUAUUUUCUCAGCCGGUCUUGACAUCAAUGAGUUGUACCAGAAGUCAGACGACUACACGCGAACCUUUUUUGAUACAGUCCAUGAACUCGUUCUGCGACUGUAUGGGACAGAUCUGGCAAUGGUUGCAGCCAUUAAUGGCCAUGCUCCCGCGGGUGGCUGUAUGUUGGCGUGCUUUUGUGACUACAGGAUCAUGUCCCAGGGCGACUUCAUCAUAGGACUCAAUGAAACAAUGCUGGGUGUCGUGGCGCCAUACUGGCUGCAGGAGAUGCUGGCUAACCUAUGCGGAAAGAGACAAGCAGAGAUGGAUGUACAAAAAGGCACACUACAUACGCCAGAGGAAGCGUUGAAACUCGGCAUGGUGGAUGAGGUCGUACCGCCAGAAGAUGUCUUCAACAAAGCUCGGGAAGAACUGGUGAACUGGCUGAAAAUACCAGAUCGUGCUAGGACCCUAACCAAGCAGAUCCAAAGGGGCGCACUGUUGGAUAAACUACGCGCUAGGCUCGAAGAACAAGCUGCCUUUGAAGCUGAGAAUAUCAACAACCCUAUCACCCAAGAAGUCAUAGGGGGGUACCUGUCUAAACUGAAGAGCAAAAAGCUGAAGCAUAAAUAAAUUGGCGAAUAGUAUAGCUCAGCACCAUCGAUAUCCGAAUUUAAAAUAAUCCAUAUAUCGGAAAUCCAGUAUCGAGAAUAUUCAAUUUAUCGAUUAUCCCAUGCAAAUGUUAAAGACCAUAAAGAUGACACUUUGAUAAAAAAAAAAAAACCCAAUCUUUCA
This is a messenger RNA of Patiria miniata (bat star), 2634 nucleotides long. RefSeq lists its product as uncharacterized. NCBI's taxonomy places the organism in Eukaryota, Metazoa, Echinodermata, Asteroidea, Valvatida, Asterinidae. Gene Ontology annotation, cellular component: mitochondrion. The transcript is spliced from 16 exons. Gene Ontology annotation, biological process: fatty acid beta-oxidation. Gene Ontology annotation, molecular function: enoyl-CoA hydratase activity. Bases 604 to 2472 code for a protein of 622 amino acids. The record is from RefSeq and is a predicted model, not a curated record.